UCGGUACUAAAUGCCAAAUCAAGCAAGAUGCUCUAAGUUAAAUUGAAUUUUUCCAUUAACAGACAUUCUUUGCGUUUGUCAAGUUACUCAGGUAGUCGAGGGGGAAAAUUCCAAUCAUGCAAUGCAUCAAAAUAAACUCCAUGACUCUCCGUUUCAACAUCACCCCGCCCCGCAGACCACACCACCCCUCGUACGCAGAUGUCAGUUGGGUUGUCUACCUCGAAGGAAACCUAACGGAACCGCAGACAGAUGGCACCACCGGCGCCCCUUGCGCCUCGGCCUAGUAGACGAACUAUAUGGAGUUUCCCGCAGCGUUUGAGUAGACGAACUAUGCGCAUCCCCUCCACCUCCUAAAACGUGAAAGGUGGGAAGUGGGAGGUUGUUGGUGUGGCGUUUCUAGCAGAAAGAUGCGACACUUUCGUAACGUUUGUUUUGUUGCGUAUCACGAAGUUUCAUAGUUAACAUGUGAUCAGUCUCUUCCUGUCCUGGCUUUUUACAUCACACCUUAUCUUCAUUACACUUAGUUUCUGAAGUGCGAAAUCAAGACGGUAGAGUGCUCAUGAUUCUGUUUCACUCUUGAGGUUAAGCUACACUCAAGAAGAUGUCAUGGUUGACAGAUUUGGCAGGGAAAGCAGAAAAUCUGCUCAACAAAAUUGACAAAAAUGCUGCCGUUGUCUUGAAAGAUAAAAAUUCAAUAAACGAACAGCUUCAAGAUGUUAUUUGGAAAACAACGCCACAACAAUGGACUCAGGAUUCAGAUGCCCAAGAUGUUUCCUUGUUUGUGCAAGCUUCACCUGUACCACUUCUACCUCGCUCAGCCCCCAGUGGUUCUGCUUCCCCGGCGCCAAGAUUGUCUCCAUCCAGAUCAGACACCUCUCUUCCCAAGAGAAAUGAUGAAGAUGAAUUCUUAAGGUUCCUUAAUAGCUCUGAGCCAUUACUGCAUGGCACUGAAGAAGCAAGAGGCAGUCCGUCUGGAGCAUCUGUGCCAUCAGCUGGAAGUUCAUCCCCUGUAAACAUUGUUGAUCUUCCUCGAGGAAGUCAUAGUCGAAGUCACAGCCAAGGAGGCAUGUCGUCGAUGUCAUCUUCCUACAUAAGCAAUGGCCGUGAUGACAGCCUGUACCAGCAAUGCUUCAAACCUGUUGAGAAUAUUGAAGUUUACAGUCAAGAUGACGAUAUGAGCCACUCAUCAGGACAAACUGCUUUUGCAGAAAAUAACUUGCUGAAGAAUGAAAUAAGAUGCUUAAACAAUGACUUGGCACUUAUGUUGCAGCGGUGUAAAACAGCAGAAAAGGAGGCCAAUGUGGCUGCAGCUGAGCUACAAACACUGAGAGAGACUGUGGCUCAGAGAGAGAGUUUGGUAAAUCAAAUACAAACACUUCAGAGCCAACUAAAAAUUAGUGAGACGAGAAUAUCCACAUUAUCUGAAGAAAAUAGAAAGUUGAAAGAGUCUGCUUCCUGUACACCACAUGAAUCAGCAAGUGAGAUAACUGCUUCUUUAGAGAAAUAUAAACAGCUUCAAAGUGAGCAUGAAGUUCUUGGUCAAGAAACAAAUGAGCUACGUCUUCAAGUUUCAAGGCUUGAAGCUAGUAUGAAAACAGCUACUCAGCAAAAUGAGAGAUACAGGUCACAAGUGGCAAGUAUUUCUAGUGAGGCCGAACAGUACAGAGCUCGAGCUACGCGAGUUCUUCAGGAGAAAGAAAAACUUAUUGCUAGCCUUCAGGCUGCAAAGCAAACUGAGGGACAAAAUAAUAGUGACACAAUGCUGGAUCAAGAACUUGAGCAGAUGAGGGAGGAACUGCAACUUCACCGUCAGGAGUCUGCAACACAAGCAAAGCUAUUGCAAUCCGCAAGAAAUGAUUUGCAGUUAUUUGAACUUCAACAAGAAGAGCAGAGACAGAAAACAGAGGCAGAACUUAAUAGACUUCAGAAAAUCCUACAAGAGGAGCGGUCUCGAAGACAGGCUGCUGAGGAAGACUGCAGAGUUCAUCUUGAGGAGGUGCAAUCAGCUAAAACAGAAAUGAACCAACAGUGUAAAUAUUUAGAAGAAUGUAUACAAUCAAAAGAAAAUGAAAUCUCUAGAUUAAAGCAACAGACAAAGGCAUCCAUAAAUUCAUCACAACAGAACCCUGAAACGGCAGAGCUUGAAACAAGAGUUCGAAACCUUGCAACAUCCUUAAUUCAGAAGCAAGGUGCUCUUGAAGCAUUGAUUGCUGAGCGGAAUUCUCUGAGGUUGAAGUUGGAAAGAGUUGAGGUUAAAAAUCAACUAGAACCAGCACUCAAUGGGGGGACAGUUCUGAAUGUUAGUGAAAGUGAAAAUGUUACAAGGCAAAGAGUGCCUACAUUGCUAUUGGAGAGUCCAGGUGACACAGGUGUGGCAAGGAGAGUCAAGAGGGCUUACUCCAGCCUUGAUACUCUGGGCAUCAGAGUGGGCGUAUUUCUCAGAAGAUAUCCUCUUGCCCGUAUUCUACUAAUAGUUUACAUGGUUUUAUUGCAUUUAUGGGUGGCGAUUGUGCUGUUCUCAUAUUCUCCUGAAGAAAAUUCACUCAACCGGGUAAGAAGAUCUCCUCCUGCGCUUAGCCCUGAUGACCCAAAAGGGGUGCAAUAGGCAAGAGUUUGCAACUGUCCCACCUAGAAUUUGCUGACUUUGUAGUUAAUUAUUUUUAUAAUGUAAUAUUGGUGUGAGGAGGGGCUCAUUCUCCACAUAUUUCUGGGCCCUUCAGAAUGUAAGAUUGAUGAGUAUUGCAGUUGUAAAGCUGCUAUGUCAAUGAUGCGACUGAAACAGAUUGAUUAAAAAUACAAUUUUAUUUAUAUGGUGUACUAUAUCAUGUAUACUCCAUUGCAAAAUAUUUUUAAAGAAGAAAAUGAUGUCUUGUAAUGUGUUUAACUGUUAAUGUAAACAUUUGUAUGCCUGUUUUUUAAAAGUAGACAUGCUGGACAUGGCUACUAUAUGUCCCAUAUGCUGGUGUCAUAAAUAAUAAAUAUCAAAAGCUAAAA
Thrips palmi is the source of this 2994-nucleotide messenger RNA. It is a transcript of the gene Golgin84, whose product is annotated as golgin subfamily A member 5. Lineage: Eukaryota; Metazoa; Arthropoda; Insecta; Thysanoptera; Thripidae. Gene Ontology annotation, biological process: retrograde transport, vesicle recycling within Golgi; Golgi organization. The record is from RefSeq and is a predicted model, not a curated record. The transcript is spliced from 10 exons. Bases 602 to 2605 code for a protein of 667 amino acids. Gene Ontology annotation, cellular component: Golgi membrane; Golgi cisterna.